Messenger RNA from Suillus bovinus, 606 nucleotides. RefSeq lists its product as uncharacterized. The record is from RefSeq and is a predicted model, not a curated record. NCBI's taxonomy places the organism in Eukaryota, Fungi, Basidiomycota, Agaricomycetes, Boletales, Suillaceae. The transcript has 3 exons. The coding region runs from base 1 to 606 and encodes 201 amino acids.
AUGCCCCGUCCAAUCAUUCAUAAAACACCCGAGGCAAAAUUAGCAGCUGCACGUGAAAAGCGUAGGAGCUAUUAUGCUAGAGACAGGAUUUUGAAGAACCGCAGAGAGCUACGGAGCUCUAACAGCAAGGAAUCACGAGAAGCCAGAAAAUUCUCAAGAGACCUGUCAAAGGCUGUUGCAAAAGCCCUGCGUCGUGAUGAAGAUGAAGAUAACCUUCCUGAAUGCUUGCGCAUCGUCAAAGAGAUCAAGGAUGAGAUGUUGGCAAAGAUCAACGACCCCUGCACUUUCGUCCAUGGCAUCUUAUGUGCCUAUGUUAAGAAUAUGCCGGACAACUCAUCUACCAAAGCCGACAUCUCCAUCAUCGAAAUGCCAAUGGCCGACAUCCAAAAAUUACUCAAUCGUACUACUGCCGCGCAAGACCAAAUCCUUAAUUUUUGCGGAGUCUUGCCUGAAUGGCAUGCCGCAGAUUCUGUCAGCCGUUUUUUGAGGACUGUCCUCACGUAUCUGGAGGACAUCCAAUUUCUGGUGCUUUAUGGAGGAAUUCCUGACCUUACACUUGCUCACUCUAUGGGGGAGUUAAUGUACCAGAAAGGCACCAGGAUUUGA